AUGAUAGGUUUUAAUCCAGUGAAAAGUGUCUUCUCUUGGCAAAAGAAUCGUAGGAAGUCCAUAGCAUUCUGUGCUUCUAAAUUAUUUUUCAGGUGUAGUAGACGGAGAAGUGAGAAUACCAUCGCAUUUUUUCAUCCAUAUUGCAAUGCAUGUGGUGGUGGUGAGCGUGUGCUGUGGUGCGCAAUCAGCUCUAUGCAGAAUGAAUUCAAGUCAAAAAAUUUUCGAUACGUUAUUUAUACGGGUGAUAGGGAUGCUAAACCAGUAGAUUUUUUACAAAAAGCAAAUGAUCGUUUUAAUGUUUUUGUCGAUGAACGAAAUUUGGAAUUCAUCUUCCUGAAAUCACGGGCAUUUCUUGAAGCAAAGUAUUAUCCAGUUUUUACUCUUGCCUGUCAAGCACUUGGAGGAUUAUUUGUUGGAAUUGAGGCUAUGAUUAAAAUUGUCCCAGAGGUUUUUAUUGACACAAUGGGUUGUCCACUCACAUUGCCUUUAUUUCGGUGGAUAGCAGGUUCAAAAGUGGCUUGUUAUGUGCAUUAUCCUACUAUAUCUAGCGAUAUGAUUAGCUUGGUGGAAUCGAGGAAACCAAGUUAUAAUAAUGCUCAGUGGAUUACAAGAAAUCCAUUUUUUUGCUUUGCCAAGCUUUAUUAUUAUAAACUAUUUGCUAUUUUAUAUAAAUUCUGUGGAUUAUCAAGUCAUAUAGUUAUGGUCAAUGGAAGUUGGACGAUGAAACAUAUAAAUUAUUUGUGGAAUGUACCGGAAAGAACUUUUUUGCUUUAUCCGCCCUGUGAUGUCAAUUUUUUAUUGAAGUUGAAAUCGAACAGCGAAUUUUUAUUGGUCAACGAAGGAAAAGUGCAAAUUUUGUCGAUCGGGCAAAUUCGUCCUGAAAAGAAUCAUGGCUUGCAACUUGAUUUUCUUGCCAUUCUAAAGAAAAAGCUACUUGAAAAUAAUAUUUCAGCGAAGGUUCAUUUAGUUAUUUGUGGUGGAUGUCGAAAUGAUGAUGAUAUUACUCGUUGUACUCAACUGAAAAAUUAUGCUUCAAAUCUUGGUCUAACUGAUUCCGACCUAAAGUGGGCAUUAAAUGUGUCGUUCAAUGAACUUAUUUCUUUGAUGAAGAAUUCAUUGAUUGGUCUCCACACGAUGUACAAUGAACACUUUGGUAUAUCAGUGGUUGAAAGCGUCGCAUCUGGCCUUAUCACAAUAGCUCACGAUUCAGGUGGUCCGAAAUUAGAUAUAUUAUCCCCAAUUGAAAGCGGACAAUCUCUGGGCUUUUUGGCAUCAACUGUCGAGGAAUAUGUUGACUGUGCUCUUAGAAUCAUAAAAAUGACCGUUGGUGAAAGGGAAUUAAUUCGAAAAAGAGCAAAAUUAUCCGUUGAUAGAUUUAGUGAUCAAAAUUUUUCAUUGAACUGGAACCGAGUUAUUUCGAUAUUCUUCACAAAUUGA
This is a messenger RNA of Dracunculus medinensis (Guinea worm), 1437 nucleotides long. The record is from the annotation of a GenBank genome assembly. NCBI's taxonomy places the organism in Eukaryota, Metazoa, Nematoda, Chromadorea, Rhabditida, Dracunculidae.